AUGUCUGGUGCAGAAGGCGAAGUCAACAACGUCGAUAAGAUUCCUGCUGAGCAAAAGGGUGCUUUCCACUCGUUUCUCAAGUCGCUCGCAUCCUUUUCUGGUGACCUGUCAUCCUUGACAUGCCCUGCCUUUUUGCUUGCUCCUGUUUCCUUGAUUGAAUACUCGCAGCAUUGGGUUCAGCAUCCAAACCUGUUCACCGCGAUUACGGAAUCCGACGAUGAGUUGCAACGUAUGCUAGCCUUGGUGAAAUGGUACAUCUCGUCCUUGAACGCAUCCUAUUCCAGCCGUGUACCCAAAGGAGAAUGGGAAAAGAAGCCAUACAACCCUAUCUUGGGAGAGCAAUACUUUAUGUCUUGGGGUGAAGUCGACGGCAGUGGUGAAACGCAUGUUACUUGUGAGCAAGUGUCGCAUCAUCCACCAAUCACUGGUUUCUACAUGAAGAACGACAAGGCCAACAUGUCUUUCAAUGGUCACACUGGACAAAAGACUCGCUUCUCCAGCACGGCAUUGAUCUGUGAUCAAGUGGGUCAAAGCUUGGUUACUCUUCAUGAUCGCAACGAUGAGACGUACAUGGUCACUAGCCCAUCGCUUACCGUCAACGGUAUUUGGUAUGCAGCACCAUACAUUGAAUUGACUGGCAACUCAUACAUUCAAUCGACUACUGGAUAUUACGCUACCAUUGAAUACUCUUCUCGUGGUUGGAUCUCGGGUGAAAAGAACCAUUUCAAGUGCUACAUCCGGAAAAACAUGGGCAACCCCAAGGAAUACGUUUACAAGAUCGAAGGUCAAUGGAGCGCCAAGUCCACCAUCACCCCUUAUGGCACCAAGUCAUCAGCUCACUUUUUGGAUGUGAAUGAUGUUGUCCCAGGUUCAAUCAACGUCAAACCACUUGAGGAACAAGGUGAUUUGGAAACACGACGUGUGUGGCAAAAGGUGUCGGAAGCUAUCCGUGCAGGUGAUACCCAAACAGCUGGUGCCGAGAAGAGCAAGAUUGAAAACAAGCAACGUGCUGAACGUAAGGAACGUGAUGAACAAAGUACACAAUGGGAGCCAAAGUUUUUCCACUGGGAAGAGAACCAUCCUACCGUUUUCUCUUUGCAACGUAUGCUCGCUUCGGCUGUCAAGAACAAGUACGAUCCUCCUACUUCUGGCAAUUGGGUUUACAAGCAGUAG
Molecule: messenger RNA, 1173 nt
Organism: Lichtheimia ornata
Lineage: Eukaryota; Fungi; Mucoromycota; Mucoromycetes; Mucorales; Lichtheimiaceae
Exons: 3
Coding region: 1-1173 (390 amino acids)
Biological process (GO): exocytosis; endocytosis; piecemeal microautophagy of the nucleus
Cellular component (GO): membrane; intracellular membrane-bounded organelle; cytosol
Molecular function (GO): oxysterol binding
Source: RefSeq, a predicted model, not a curated record